Messenger RNA from Manis pentadactyla (Chinese pangolin), 3642 nucleotides. RefSeq names its product F-box protein 41 (gene FBXO41). Lineage: Eukaryota; Metazoa; Chordata; Mammalia; Pholidota; Manidae. The record is from RefSeq and is a predicted model, not a curated record. Gene Ontology annotation, molecular function: protein binding. The transcript has 13 exons. The coding region runs from base 430 to 3030 and encodes 866 amino acids.
CUCCGCCCCAUCUCCUAGCUGCCUCCCUCCCCCUUCCCUUCCUUUCCCCCGGCCGCGCACCCCCUCCUCCCUCCUCUUCUCCAAUCUUCCCCCACCCGGUUGGUGGGCCCCUCCCGCCGCGACUGGCUGGGAGGCCUGGCCGCCCCCGCCCCGAGAGGGAGGCGGGGGCUCCAGCCGCGGCGGCCACCCGAGGCUUCAGUGGGGAACGAGAUCCCAGGCCCCGAGGCGGCCCUUCAUCUGGACCGGGCACGCGGGGGCUGCCUCUGCACCCCCAGCCGGGGCCUGGCCUCGCCGCGGGGUGGAGGAGCCUCUUCGCCCUGAGCCGUCCUGACCACGUGGGGAGGCCCGCCUGCAGCCCUUCAUGUGCGCGCCCGGCUGACCUGCGGGUGGGCCGCGCUGGAGCCUGGGCGCCGCGGGGGCGGCGGGGUCAUGGCCUCGCUGGACCUCCCAUACCGCUGCCCCCGCUGCGGGGAGCACAAGCGCUUCCGCAGCUUGUCGUCGCUGCGGGCGCACCUGGAGUACAGUCACACGUACGAGACGCUCUACAUCCUCUCCAAGACCAACAGCAUCUGCGACGGCGCUGCCGCAGCGGCUGCGGCCGCCGCCGCCUCGGGUUUCCCGCUGUCACCAGAGCCCGCCGCCCUGCUGGCCGUGCCCGGCGCCCGGCGCGAGGUCUUUGAGAGCACGUCCUUCCAGGGCAAGGAGCAGGCGUCCGGGCCGUCGCCCGCAGCGCCACACCUGCUUCACCACCAUCACCACCACGCGCCCCUCGCCCACUUCCCCGGCGACCUCGUGCCCGCCAGCCUGCCCUGCGACGAGCUGGCUGAACCCGGCCUCGUGCCCGCCGCCGCCGCGCGCUACGCGCUGCGUGAGAUCGAGAUUCCGCUGGGGGAGCUGUUCGCCCGCAAGUCCGUGGCCUCGUCGGCUUGUUCGACGCCCCCGCCCGGGCCGGGCCCCGGGCCUGCGUCCGCCUCGCCCGCGUCCCCUUCUCCCGCCGAUGUGGCUUACGAGGAGGGUCUGGCGCGCCUCAAGAUCCGCGCGCUGGAGAAGCUGGAGGUGGACCGGCGGCUGGAGCGGCUGAGCGAGGAGGUGGAGCAGAAGAUCGCUGGCCAGGUGGGCCGGCUGCAGGCCGAGCUGGAGCGCAAGGCAGCCGAACUGGAGACUGCGCGGCAGGAGAGCGCACGGCUGGGGCGAGAGAAGGAGGAGCUGGAGGAGCGCGCUUCCGAGCUCUCCCGCCAGGUGGACGUGAGUGUAGAGCUCCUGGCCUCCCUCAAGCAGGACCUGGUGCACAAGGAACAGGAGCUGAGCCGAAAGCAGCAGGAGGUGGUGCAGAUCGACCAGUUCCUGAAGGAGACGGCGGCCCGGGAGGCCAGUGCCAAGCUGCGGCUGCAGCAGUUCAUCGAGGAGCUCCUUGAACGGGCUGACCGUGCGGAGCGCCAGCUGCAGGUCAUCAGCAGCAGCUGUGGCAGCACGCCUAGUGCCAGCCUGGGCCGUGGAGGUGGGCCCGGCGCCCGGGGCCCAGGCAGGUCGCGAGAACACCAUGCAGGCCCGGCCAUGCCUAGCACAUACGCAGUGUCACGGCAUGGCUCCUCUCCCAGCACAGGGGCCUCCAGUCGCAUUCCAGCUGCAUCCCAGAGCUCAGGCUGCUAUGACAGUGACAGUCUGGAGCUGCCCCGGCCAGAAGAGGGGGCUCCUGAGGACAAUGGCCCUGGGGGCUUGGGCGCAAGCCAAAGGGCUGCCAAUGGUGGCUCAGAGCGGGCCCAGCCCCCUCGCAGCUCAGGCCUGCGGCGCCAGGCCAUCCAGAACUGGCAGCGCAGACCCCGCCGACACAGCACAGAGGGGGAGGAGGGUGACGUCUCGGACGUGGGCUCCCGAACCACCGAGUCAGAGGCUGAGGGCCCCUCGGAUGUGCCCCGCCCUGGGCCUGCUGUGGCUGGGCCACCGAGCAGCUGCCGGCUCUCAGCCCGCCCUGAGGGAGGCAGCGGGCGCGGAGGUCGGCGAGCUGAGCGGGGCAGCCCCUCUCGCUCCAACGAAGUCAUCAGCCCGGAGAUCCUCAAGAUGCGAGCUGCCCUGUUCUGCAUCUUCACCUACCUGGACACACGCACACUGCUGCAUGCUGCUGAGGUCUGCCGGGACUGGCGCUUCGUGGCCCGCCACCCCGCUGUCUGGACACGGGUGCUACUUGAGAAUGCCCGCGUCUGUUCUAAGUUCCUGGCAAUGCUGGCCCAGUGGUGCACCCAGGCCCACUCACUAACAUUGCAGAACCUGAAGCCCCGGCAGCGGGGCAAGAAGGAGAGCAAGGAGGAAUAUGCCCGGAGUACCCGGGGCUGCCUGGAAGCAGGGCUGGAGUCCCUGUUGAAGGCGGCAGGGGGGAACCUGCUGAUCCUGCGCAUCUCCCACUGUCCCAACGUUCUCACUGACCGUUCACUCUGGCUGGCCAGCUGCUACUGCCGUGCCCUGCAGGCUGUCACCUACAGGAGCGCAACAGACCCCGUGGGCCAUGAGGUCAUUUGGGCCUUGGGCGCAGGCUGCAGAGAGAUUGUCUCCCUCCAGGUGGCACCACUUCACCCCUGCCAGCAGCCCAUGCGCUUCAGUAACCGCUGCCUGCAGAUGAUCGGUCGCUGUUGGCCCCACCUCCGAGCCCUGGGGGUUGGGGGCGCUGGCUGUGGGGUUCAGGGCCUGGCAUCACUUGCGAGAAACUGCAUGCGGCUGCAGGUCCUAGAGCUGGACCAUGUGUCGGAGAUCACCCAGGAGGUGGCCGCUGAGGUUUGCCGGGAAGGCCUGAAGGGACUGGAAAUGUUGGUGCUCACAGCCACCCCCGUCACUCCCAAGGCCCUGCUGCAUUUCAACAGCAUUUGCCGGAACCUCAAGUCCAUUGUGGUCCAGAUUGGAAUUGCUGAUUAUUUCAAAGAGCCCAGCAGUCCUGAGGCCCAGAAGCUGUUCGAGGACAUGGUAACAAAACUCCAGGCCCUACGACGGAGGCCCGGCUUCUCUAAGAUCCUGCACAUCAAGGUGGAAGGCAGCUGCUAACCCGGGUUGGGGGCGGCAGGGCCUCUGCCAACCCCACACCAGGGCACUCUCUUUGGAUCUCCAGAGGGACCUUGAUUUGGAAUGGACCUUUGGAGGCCUAGUGUUAUUCCUGGCUUCCAGGGAGGGGAGGACAGUCUCCUGUCCACCUCCUGGGACAGUGGAACAACAAGCCUGAUCCUGGGCACUGCCUCUCCAUGGCAGGGGCUCAGACAGAAGCUGCCCUCCAGCCCCUACCCCACCCCCAGUUGGAGCAGCCUUCUGAGCACAGCCAGCGAAGAGCUGAGUCACCACCAGCAGCACCUGGUGUCAUUGUCCCAAGGAUCUGCAAUAACCACCCAGUGGCUCCUCAGCUACUCAGGCUGCGGGGGAAGCUUCCACUUCCUGGGGCACAGCCUUCUAUUCAGGGGCCUCUGCUAGGCCCCCGACCAGAGGGGGCUCCACAAGGCAGCUCAGAGUUGGAAAGGAGGGCCCUUCUCCUUCCUCUGUCCCACCCCUCUGCAGGGCUACUCCUUCAGACAGCUCGCCUAGGCUUGGGUCCACAUUCUCCAGGGACAACACCCUAGGGGCCCAAAAGUAGGGGGCAGGGUGCGGUGAGGUAAUGGGAGUGAGCUU